Messenger RNA from Rotaria sp. Silwood2, 708 nucleotides. NCBI's taxonomy places the organism in Eukaryota, Metazoa, Rotifera, Eurotatoria, Philodinida, Philodinidae. The record is from the annotation of a GenBank genome assembly.
AUGGGUAGUAGUUCUACAAAUGAAGAUGCCAGUGGAAAUAUCUGGAGUUCAGGAUCGCAUGGUGGACGGGAAGGUGGUUAUGGAUUUCGACGACAAAAUAAUGAUCGAGGAGAAGUUGAAACUUUAACUGAUGCAAUAUUUAUUCAAAAUUUACCAAAAAAUAUUACACGGGAUCAAAUUCUUGAUAUUUUUUCAACUGUUGGACCUAUUAAAACGGACGAUCGAUCAGGCGGUCCAAAAAUUUGGAUCUAUAAAGAUCGUGAUACGGGUGAAGCAAAUGGCCGUGCUACAGUAACUUAUGAGGAUGACGAAACAGCUAAUAGAGCUAUUUCAAAAUAUAAUGAUCAACAUAUUGAUUCAAUAGGUACAUCUGUACAAGUGCAAUUAGCACAACGUCGUAAUCGUAAUAAUAACAACGAUCGCGGUGGUCGAGGUGGUUACCGCGGCGCACGAAGCAAUUGGAAUGAUAGUAGUAGUUCUCGUCAGAACUAUAGUUCCGGUGGCAACCGAUGGGGUGGUAGCUCGGGAAAAGGAUUUUCGAAUGAUCGAAAUAGUGAUAGCAGUGGUGGUUUUCGUGGUAUGGGUGGUGGUAGUGAUUCAUUUCCAGAUGCAGAUGAUCGUGGCAGUUCAUAUCGUGGUAAUCGAAGUGGUCCAUAUCGCGGUGCUAGUCGCGGUAGUGGUGGUUCAUCAAGUUAUUCACCAUAUUAA